AUGUAUUCCGACUCUCAUGGAUACUUUUACUUCUGUGCCUCAUACUCUCAAGUGCCUUCAGAAGCCUCAAAAGGUCAGAGUGAAGCCCCCUCCAACUGGAAAGCAAAGGGUGUAAGAGCAGUAGAAGCCUUAAUAAAGAAAGAGCAGGGAUUGGCACCCUGCACCUGGAUUCCAAGAAGGCAGACACAAGAGCUUCAUCAGGUCUUUUUUGCAGAAGCCUGGGGAGGGGCCAUGGUACCGUGGAGGUGGGAGAGACUGCGGAAGCCACUUCUCUACCUGUGCUGUACCUCCUUCCUUCUGGGGCUAGCUCUUCUGGGCAUACGGCCGGACAUGGCCCCGACUGCCCACUUAUUUUUUACCUUGGGAGGCUGCUUCAUGUUUGCCUGCCUCCUAGUUUGCUUCCUGGAAUGGGCACUCCAAUCAACACAGACUGAGCAUCCAGGGGACUCGGGCACUGCAUGGAACAAUGAAGUCUUUGAGAUGCCAACUUAUGAAGACUCCUCAGUAUUGGAAUCACAACACCAGUCCCAAGGGUCAGAUGAACCACCCCCCUACUGCAGUAUUAUUAUCACCCCAGGACUUGAGGCGGGAGAGCCUAGACAUCCAGAGGGACCCAGGAGAAACAGAUUACAAAGACAAGUGGCCUCAGAGGGGUCUCUGACCCUAAGAGGAAGCACCAGACAACCUCCAAAUAGCCUUCGACUCCGGGGCUCACGUACUCUGUCCACUAAUUCAAAUAUGCAGAACUUGGGAGUAAUCCCCACACCAGAACCUCUUACUCCGCCUCCUGCCUAUGAGGUCAGCCUUGGUCAAUCUGAUGAUGAUAAUGUUUUCUAUGAAAACAGCUGGACAGCCCCUUAA
Messenger RNA from Suncus etruscus (white-toothed pygmy shrew), 861 nucleotides. It is a transcript of the gene TMEM139, whose product is annotated as transmembrane protein 139. The record is from RefSeq and is a predicted model, not a curated record. Bases 1 to 861 code for a protein of 286 amino acids. NCBI's taxonomy places the organism in Eukaryota, Metazoa, Chordata, Mammalia, Eulipotyphla, Soricidae. The transcript is spliced from 4 exons.